Messenger RNA from Recurvomyces mirabilis, 2349 nucleotides. RefSeq names its product alpha,alpha-trehalase nth1. Lineage: Eukaryota; Fungi; Ascomycota; Dothideomycetes; Mycosphaerellales; Teratosphaeriaceae. The coding region runs from base 1 to 2349 and encodes 782 amino acids. Gene Ontology annotation, biological process: trehalose catabolic process. Gene Ontology annotation, molecular function: calcium ion binding; alpha,alpha-trehalase activity. The transcript has 3 exons. The record is from RefSeq and is a predicted model, not a curated record. Gene Ontology annotation, cellular component: cytoplasm.
AUGAGCGGGCAGCAAUCGGCGCUUCCCAUUCGCACAUCCGACCCAAAAGAGCAGUCACAUCAGCGCAAGAACACACUUACCGUCGACCCAUAUGCUGCACCGGAAGUCUACUAUGGUUCCAGUCAUGGCCCUAGAAAGGUUGCCAAGGGACGCACAUAUUCUGCUGGUAAUGCCCCUCGCCGGUAUCUGAUCGAUGUAGAGGACACCCUGAAAACUCUCCUGGCUCGCGAAGAUACCGACCACAACAUCCAAAUCACCAUUGACGAUCAUGGACCCAAGAGCAUCCCACUUGGCACAGCAGCCUCCGGAGGCUACCGCAACUUCGACGUUCGCGGAACGUAUAUGCUCAGUAAUCUACUGCAAGAGCUAUGGCAGGCCCGAGCCUACGGCCGCAAGCAAAUCGUCCUGGACGAAGCACGCCUGAACGAGAAUCCGGUCAACCGUCUGGCUCGCCUUAUCAAGGACCAGUUCUGGCCGAAUUUGACUCGCCGCAUCGACGGGGGCAAUAUUGCACAGGUUGCCCGCGAUCCCAAAGACUGGACCAAAAACCCACACCCGAGAAUGUACAUUCCACGAGGUGCGCCGGAGCAGUAUGAGUACUAUACUCGUAUCGCACGCCAACAUCCUGAGCUCAAUCUUGAGGUCAUCUACCUUGCUGAAGUCCCUAGUGAUGAUAACUAUGUACGUGACCUCAACGCCGCGCCUGGACUGCUUGCCGUGGCUGUUGAGCGAAUUGAGGAUACGCCUGAGGGAUAUCCUGAUUACCGGGGUCUGCCUUUCGUCGUGCCAGGCGGACGGUUCAACGAGCUUUAUGGUUGGGACAGCUACAUGGAGACGCUUGGUCUGCUGGUCAACGAUCGUGAGGAUCUGGCUGAGGCUAUGGUCAAGCAUUUCUGUUUCUGUAUUCGUCACUAUGGCAAGAUCCUCAACGCCAAUCGCACAUAUUACCUCUGUCGUUCACAACCGCCUUUCCUUACCGACAUGGCGUUGCGGGUAUAUGAUCGUAUCAAGCACAGGCCGGACAGUCUACAGUUUCUGAAGGACGCCAUCUUGGCAGCAAUCAAAGAUUACUACGGCACGUGGAUGCGCGAACCACGCUACGACCCAGCCUCAGGUCUAUCAAAGUACGUACCCGGCGGUCUUGGCGUACCACCAGAAACCGAAGCCAGCCACUUCGUCCACGUCCUCAACCCCUACGCCAAGAAACACAACAUGACAUUCGAAGAGUUCGUCAACGCCUACAACUACGGCCGCAUCUGGGAGCCGGAUCUGGACGAAUACUUUCUUCACGACCGCGCCGUCCGAGAAUCCGGCCACGAUACCUCUUACCGCCUCGAAAAAGUCGCCGCGGACCUCGCGACCGUGGACCUCAACUCCCUCCUCUACAAAAUCGAAUCCGAUAUCGCCCGCACCAUCCGCGCUUUCUUCCGCGAUAGCCUUCAUAUUCCGCCAGAGUGGCAAGCCGAGGGCCAAGCUUCCAUCGAAACCUCCUCGACCUGGGAUCGCCGCGCCAAGAAGCGCAGACUACAGAUGGAUAAGCUGAUGUGGUCGGAGGAAAAGGGCAUGUUCUUCGACUACAACUGCAAGAAGAAAGAACAAACCGGCUACGAAUCCGCCACCACGUUCUGGGCCAUGUGGGCCGGCGCCUGCACGCCCCGCCAAGCCACCCUUCUCGUCUCCAAAGCCCUGCCUCGCUUUGAAGUCCACGGCGGUCUUGUCUCCGGUACCGAGGAGUCCCGUGGGCCAGUCGGCUUAUCACGUCCGAAUCGCCAAUGGGAUUAUCCUUUUGGGUGGGCGCCGCAGCAGAUUCUGGCGUGGACGGGUCUGUUGAGGUAUGGGUUUGAGGAGGACGCGCAGCGGUUGGCGUAUCGGUGGAUUUACAUGGUCACUAAAGCUUUUGUGGAUUUCAAUGGCGUGGUGGUCGAGAAGUAUGAUGUUACGCAGCAGAUUUCUCCGCAUAAGGUUAGUGCGGAGUAUGGGAAUCAGGGGGCGGAUUUCAAGGGCGUGGCUACCGAGGGCUUUGGCUGGGUCAACGCCUCCUACGUCUAUGGUCUACAGAUCGUCAAUGCGCACAUGAAAAGGGCACUUGGGGCUGUCACGCCCUGGGAUACUUUCCGCGCCAUGACGCAGGGUGACCCCGUGGCGGCGAGAGAGGCCUUUGAGGCGCCGACGAGUGUGCAUGUUGCUCAGCAUGUUCAGGAAGCUGUGUUGGUCGAUUACAAGCAUGGGCAGCAUGUGGCGUUGCCGCAUUCGAAGGAGGAUGAGAAGGAGAGGGCUCUCGCGCAGCAAGGUGGUUACGUGGGGCAUGGUGGGGAGGAGGCCAAUGGGAAGGCGCACUGGAAACGGUGA